AUGGUGCCCACCAUUUUUCUGAGCACCUUCUUGCUUCAUUUUACUGUUUCUGUGGCUUCAGAACCGCAAUAUAUCCUAUGGGUGUCCUCCGUGAUGCAGAGUCAUUCUACAGACAAGGCUUGUCUCCACCUUUCAAACCUUAACGAAUCUGUAUCCUUGAGUGUUGUCCUAGAAUAUGAUGGAUACAACACCACGAUUUUUGACCAGUCUGUGGACGACGAUAACUUCUACGCUUGUGCAGAUUUCAAGGUGUCUCAAAAGUCCUCUGAGCCGUUGGCCUUUGUGACAUUGCGGGCUAAGGGAGAGACUCUUAAAAUCUUCGAGAGGAGGUCCGUAGCACUCGCUUCAGAGGAGACCGUAACCUUUGUGCAGACAGAUAAGCCCAUCUAUAAACCUGGACAGAAGGUUCAAAUUCGCAUCGUGACGCUGGAUACCAAGUUCAGACCUGUUGAGGAAUUGUAUCCGUUGAUCACACUCCAGGAUCCUCAACACAAUAGGAUUUUUCAGUGGCAAAAUGUGACCUCCUUUCAAAACAUUACCCAACUCUCAUUCCAACUGAUUUCAGAACCAAUAUUUGGAGAUUACUCUAUUAUCGUGAAAGAAAAAUCAGGAAGGACGCUGACACACCAAUUUACUGUUGAUAGAUAUGUGUUGCCCAGGUUUGAAGUUAAGGUCAGUGCACCACAAACGGUAACUAUUUCGGAUGAUGAAUUCCAAGUGAAUGUAUGUGCUAAGUACACCUAUGGCCAGCCGGUGCAAGGAAAAGCUCAAAUCCGGGUGUGCAGAAAAUUCUUCUCCUCCGAGAACUGUGAGAACAACAACAAUGAAAUAUGUGAGCAAUUUAUUGCGCAGUUGAGAAACGGUUGUGUGACUCAAAUUGUGAAUACGAAAGUCUUCCAACUCUACCGCUCAGGAUUUUUCAUGUCAUUUCAAACCGCUGUAACAGUUACGGAAUUUGGGACAGGUGUGCAGAUCAGUGAAAAGACUUCCAUUUUUCUCACUCAAUUGCUUGGGAGUGUGAGCUUUGAGAAUAUGGAUUCUUUCUACAGAAGAGGAAUUCCUUAUUUUGGAACUGCCACGUAUAUUCGACCUAAGAACUGCUAUCCUCCCAGCUGGUUAGCGCCUGAGUAUGUGGAUGCUCAUUUCUCAGUUUCACGCUUUUACUCCCGAACCAACAGCUUCCUGAAGAUUGUUCCUGAACCAAAACAGCUUAGAUGCAAUCAACAGAAAACUGUUACUGUGCAUUACACCCUAAACAAAGAAGCAUAUAGGGAUGAUUCCAGUAUCAACUUUUUUUAUUUGGUGAUGGUAAAAGGGGCUAUCUUCCUCAGCGGACAAAAGGAAAUCAGAAACAAAGCCUGGAAUGGAAACUUCUCGUUCCCGAUCAACAUCAGUGCCGAUCUUGCUCCUGUGGCUGUCAUGCUUGUCUACACCCUUCACCCCAGUGGGGAAAUUGUGGCUGACAGUGUCAGAUUCCAGGUUGACAAGUGCUUUAAAAACAAGGUUAGCAUGAAGUUCUCUAAGGAGCAGGGGCUACCUGGCUCCAACACGGAUCUGUACCUUCAAGCAGCCCCUGACUCAUUCUGCGCACUCCGGGCUGUGGAUAAAAGUGUUCUUCUGCUGAAAUCAGAACAACAGCUGUCAGCCGAAAGUGUGUACGAUCUGCUUCCACAUGUAGAACUGUAUGGUUAUUUCUAUCAUGGCCUCAACCUUGAUGAUGGCAAGUUUGACUCUUGCAUUCCUCAGAAGGAUAUAUUCUACAAUGGUUUGUAUUAUAUACCUGUAAGCCACUAUGGGGAUGGAGACACCUAUGAUAUUCUCAGGGCUAUGGGUCUGAAAGUCUUUACCAACCUUCAUUACCGGAAACCGGAAGUAUGUUCAAUGGAGGGAAGGAUGCCAUUCCUCAGGCCAUUGCAUCUAGACGCAGAAGGAUAUGGGCCAAUAUACAGUGCCCCAUCUAGAAUUGCAUGUGGGUCUGGUGACAAAAUUCUCCUGAAGGAGAAUUUUGACUAUGUAGAACAGGCUAUAAUAGAAACGGUAAGAACAAACUUCCCAGAGACGUGGAUAUGGGACCUCGUCAGUGUCGAUUCCUCAGGUUCAGCAAACAUGUCCUUCCUCGUCCCUGAUACCAUAACCCAGUGGCAGGCAAAUGGCUUCUGUGUGAAUGGUGACGCUGGGUUUGGCAUUUCAUCAACAGUCACUCUGGAAAUCUCCCAGCCUUUUUUCGUUGAAAUGACUUUGCCCUUUUCAGUUGUUCGAAAUGAACAAUCCGACUUGGUUGUCAGUGUCUUCAGCUACCUGAGUACAUGUGUAGAGAUUUCGGUGCGGCUGGAAUCAUCUCAGUAUUUUGAAGCAAAUAUCAGCACCCCUAAAACCAAUGGCAGUGAGAUUAUCCAAGCUGGAGAGAAGAAAACGUAUGUCUGGACUCUUCUACCGAAGACAUUGGGUAAAGUGAAUAUCACGGUAGUUGCUGAGUCCAGACAAAGUAGUGCCUGCCCCAGAGAAGCAGCUGAUCAGCAGAAUCUAAACUGGAAAGAUACUGUGGUCAAAAGUCUAUUGGUGGAGCCUGAAGGUAUUGAAAAAGAAAUGACUCAAAGUUUCCUUAUCUGUACACAAGGGACCAAAGUCUCCAAUCAGGUCGUUUUGGACUUGCCAAACAAUGUGGUAGAAAGAUCAUCCAGGGCCUUUUUCACUGUUGUGGGGGAUAUUCUAGGACUUGCGAUGCAGAAUCUGGAGAAUCUUCUCCAAAUGCCCUAUGGAUGUGGAGAGCAGAAUAUUGCCCUACUCGCAUCGGAUACCUAUGUUCUAGACUAUCUACAAUCUACUAAACAGUUGACCGAGGAAGUUAAAUCUAAGGCUUUCUAUUUCUUGUCUAACGGUUAUCAAAAGCAGUUGUCUUUCAAAAACUUUGAUGGUUCAUAUAGUGUGUUUUGGCAGAGUAACCGGAAAGGAAGCCUAUGGCUCAGUGCCCUUACUUUUAAGACAUUAGAGAAAAUGAAGGAAUAUGUUUACAUUGAUGAACAAGUUCAAAAACAGACCUUGCUCUGGCUUUCAAGCAAACAGCAAAUCGAUGGCUGCUUUAAAAGUGAUGGCAAGCUUUUCAACAAUGCCUGGGAGGGUGGAGAAGAAGAGGACGUUUUACUCACCGCCUAUAUUGUCGGAGCGUUCCUUGAAGCUGGACUCAAUUUCACCUUUCCUGCUCUACGAGACGGGCUCUUUUGCCUAGAGGAAGCACUUCAACACGGGGUCACUAAUGGCUAUAAUCAUGCAAUUCUAGCUUACGCUUUUGCAUUAGCUGAAAAAGAGGAGCAAAUGGAAUCCUUACUCCAGAUCCUGGAUCAAUCUGCUACCAAAACAAAUAAUGUCAUAUACUGGGAACGAGCAAAGAAACCCAAGACAGAAGCAUCCCCGUUCUUUAUUCCUCAUGCACCUUCUGCUGAGACUGAGAAGACUUGUUAUGUGCUCUUGGCUGUUCUUUCCAAGAAAACUCCUGAUCUCACCUAUGCGAGUAAAAUUGUGCAGUGGCUUGCCCAGCAGAUGAAUUCCCAUGGGGGUUUCUCCUCCACUCAGGACACUGCAGUCUGUCUUCUUGCCAUGACCCGCUACAUGAAGUUAACCUUCUCUGAUGACCAAAACACCGUCACCUUUCGCAGUGAAGAAUCCAGUGAGAUUUUCCAGGUUAACAGUGACAAUCGCUUACUGGUCCAGCGUUCCGAACUAACAAAAGCACACGGACAAUAUACAGUAGAUGUGGAAGGACAAGGUUGUACGUUUAUCCAGGCUACCCUGAGGUAUAACACACUCCUACCUAAGAAGGCAUCUGGAUUUUCCCUUUCCUUGGAAAUGAUAAAGAAAAACUCAUCGGAUACAUUCCAGAACCAUUUUAACCUGACCAUAACCCUCAAAUAUACUGGAAUCCGCAAUAACUCCAAUAUGGUCCUUGUUGAUGUCAAAAUGCUGUCAGGAUUUACUCCAGUCAUGGCAUCUAUUGAGGAGCUUGAAAAUAAUGGCCAAGUGAUGAAGGCUGAAGUCAAGAAUGAUCAUGUUCUUUUCUACUUGGAAAGUGUUUUUGGUACAGUGAACAGUUUUACUUUCUCUGUUGAGCAAAGCAACCUCGUGUCCAACAUACAGCCAGCCCCGGUUAUGGUCUAUGAUUAUUAUGAAAAAGAUGAAUAUGCCCUUGUUACUUACAACAUCAACAGCGUUUCAGAUUCCUCGUGA
Molecule: messenger RNA, 4221 nt
Organism: Puma concolor (puma)
Lineage: Eukaryota; Metazoa; Chordata; Mammalia; Carnivora; Felidae
Source: RefSeq, a predicted model, not a curated record